AAACAAACGCCGGAAGUUCGUGGAGCAAUCCUCAUUAUGUAUUUCUUGUUCAAUGUUGGUAAUAAGACGUAAUAGAUCGAACGAUAUAAGAUUUUCGCUGAUGUAACAUCAAGAUGUACCUAUCAAUACAAUUGAUUUACCAAAUCAUCGAUCAUCGAUUCAAAGUUUUCAAGAUUUUCAUCCUGAGGAAAACCUUAUGGAUAUUUUUCUGAACCCGACAUCAGUCAUUUCAAAUGAUCACGCGGUGAUCGGCAAUAUCAUCGAUUCGGAUUUGAAGACGGAAGAUGUGAAUUAUGAGUUAUAUACGAAGGAUAAUAAAGAGCAAUCUGUUUCUUUACGAGUGGGUGAUAGCGCACAACUGAAAGACUUGCCGUUUAAUUCAACAUGGCCAACCAAGAUCAUCGUUCACGGAUGGAUGGAUAAUGGAAAUACUUUUUGGCUACAUAACAUUCGACGAAAUUAUCUUAGCGUUGGAUAUUAUAAUGUAAUUUGCGUAAAUUGGUCCGCCGGUUCAACUAAAGAAUAUCUAACAUCUGUCAGACUUAUUCGCCAGGUAGGAGAAUAUGUAGCUGCGUUUAUAGAAUUUCUUGUAUCGGAAGUUCAAGUUUCUUACGAUGAUGUCCAUAUACUGGGGCAUAGUUUAGGCGCCCACGUAGCCGGAUAUGCUGGUAAUUAUGUGACGGGAAAACUCGGUCGAAUCACCGGACUUGAUCCGGCUGGACCAGCGUUCGAGACACCUUAUCUGAAAGAUGCAGAAGAGCGGCUGGAUUUUACAGACGCCAAUUUUGUCGAUAUUAUACACACUUGUGCCGGUAGUCUGGGCAUUCUCAGACCCAUUGGCCACGUAGAUUUUUAUCCGAACAGCGGAACGUUCAGGCAACCCGGAUGUCCAGUACUUUCAUCCCAAUACUGUAGUCAUGGUAGAUCGCACCAAUUUUUUGCCGAAUCUAUCGUGCAUGCUGACGGCUUUCCCGCUCUACAAUGCGCCAAUUGGAUAGAUUUUCAAUUUGGUAAAUGUAGCAAUAAUUUCACUGUGAUGGGUGAAUUUAUUAGUACUGACACUCGGGGUAUUUUUUAUCUAGAAACCAAUUCAGAACCACCGUUUGGAAAAGGUGUAAUCUAAAACAAAGAUGGUGGAGA
Cataglyphis hispanica is the source of this 1140-nucleotide messenger RNA. Its product is annotated as pancreatic triacylglycerol lipase-like. Gene Ontology annotation, molecular function: lipase activity. Gene Ontology annotation, biological process: lipid metabolic process. The record is from RefSeq and is a predicted model, not a curated record. The transcript is spliced from 4 exons. Lineage: Eukaryota; Metazoa; Arthropoda; Insecta; Hymenoptera; Formicidae. The coding region runs from base 197 to 1123 and encodes 308 amino acids.